Messenger RNA from Colletotrichum spaethianum, 978 nucleotides. Its product is annotated as putative alpha-L-arabinofuranosidase B. Gene Ontology annotation, biological process: L-arabinose metabolic process. The coding region runs from base 1 to 978 and encodes 325 amino acids. The record is from RefSeq and is a predicted model, not a curated record. Gene Ontology annotation, molecular function: alpha-L-arabinofuranosidase activity. Lineage: Eukaryota; Fungi; Ascomycota; Sordariomycetes; Glomerellales; Glomerellaceae. The transcript has a single exon.
AUGAAGUCUACCACAUCCCUUCUUUCAGCCGGUCUUCUGCUGCUCGCGUCCAUCGCGGACGUUGCAGCGCAGUGCAGCCUCCCAACCACAUACAAGUGGACUUCGACCAACGCUCUGGCGAACCCCAAGUCCCCCUGGGUUGCUCUUAAGGACUUCACCUCCGCCCCCUACAACGGCAAGCACCUCGUGUAUGCGACGACCCACGACACCGGGUCCUCUUGGGGCUCGAUGGCUUUUGGCCUCGUCUCCGACUGGUCUCAACUGGGCUCUGUGAGCCAGACCAAGAUGCCCUUCUCUGCCGUCGCGCCCACGCUCUUCUUCUUCCGCCCGAAGAACCUCUGGAUCCUCGCCUACCAGUGGGGCCCGACUGCUUUCUCUUACCGCACAUCGACCGACCCCACCAAUGUCAACGCAUGGUCGGCGGUCAAGCCGCUCUUCAGCGGAACCAUCUCCGGUACCAGCACCGGCCCCAUCGACCAGACCGUCAUCGGUGACAGCAAGAACAUGUACCUGUUCUUCUGUGGAGACAACGGCAAGAUUUACCGCUCCAGCAUGGCUAUUGGCAACUUCCCCGGCAGCUUCGGCACGGCGUCGCAGGUCGUCAUGAGCGACACCACCAACAACCUUUUCGAGGCUGUCCAGGUCUACACCGUCAAGGGCCAGAACAAGUACCUCAUGAUUGUCGAGGCUGUCGGCUCUGGCGGCCGUUACUUCCGCUCCUUCACGGCCACCAGCCUCAGCGGUACUUGGACCGCCAACGCCGCGACCGAGAACAGCCCGUUCGCCGGCAAGAAGAACAGCGGCGCCACCUGGACCAACGACAUCAGCCACGGCGACCUGGUUCGCAGCGACCCUGACCAGACCAUGACCGUCGACCCGUGCAACCUGCAGCUCCUCUACCAGGGCCGCUCGCCCAGCUCCAGCGGUGACUACAACAAGUUGCCCUACAAGCCUGGUGUUCUUACCCUGUCGAAAUAG